GAAAAAAAAAAUCGAUUUGUUUUCACGCCAGUUCUGACAGUUUGCAUAAAAAAGAGCUCCGCAGUCGCCCAGUUCGCAGUGCUUUGGGAAAAUUUUCACCUCCAAAUUCUCUUGCCUAAAAUCGGUCGCAAAAGUUGACUAAAAAGGAUCUCAAAAUGACCUAGUUCGCGGUUCCGGUCCAGCCAGUGGUAAGUGCGCACAAUUGGAACACAAUGAACAGCCACAUGGACGGCGAUUUCCCAGCCCUGGGGGCAGCGGCAGCGGGUGGCGCAGGUUCCACCCAUUUGCCAUUGUCCGAUUUGGAAAAAUCAUCGGCCCGGAAGGCCCGCAAAGAGGCGGAAAAGCAGAAAAAGCAAGCCAAACGGUACGAAGAGCAACUGAAGAAGAUCCGCGGACCGAAGAGCCAGAAGAUUCAGAUGAUCGACGAGAGCUUCCUGGAGAAGUACCACACGGCUCAAGCGCUUCCGCCGGGGCCAACGCUCAAGACGAAGAAACGCUCGAAGAAAACUCCGAGCGACGUGGUGCAGAUCAACUUGUCGGAUUGCAUCCGUGAUCGGUUGUCGCUGGCGGAGAAGGGCGAAACGGGGAGCGGCGGGGAACUGAAGGCGCUGGUCAAACCGGUCGUUCCGAUUGCCAUCACCCAGCCGAUCGUGCUGCACAAGGGCAAGCAGCGGGAAGUUCCGAAGGAGAAGAAGCUGUCCAAGUUGAAGAAGGAUAUCAUCAACAACCGGAAGGUGAAACAGGAAGGUCAGCAGCAGCAGCAGCAGGUGGACGGUGGGGAGCCGGAUGAUGCCUGUGCGGGAAGUGGCGAGGUGGCCGAAGGAGUUUCGUUGAACGGUGGUGGUGGUAUCCACGGUGAUGGACCUGCUUUAGGAGGUGUUUCGCCCUUCCUGAAGGCUAUUGAGCGGUGCUGUUCGAAUGAGGACACGGUUCCACCGGCAAUCGGUUCCGAAGAGUAUCAGAACGGGUUUCCGGCUUUGAACGAUACCGUUAAGGUGGUGAGCGAGGAGAAGAUCCUUCACUGUCGGAUGUUCAGAACGUACUGCGAUCACUUAAUCACGGACGAGUUGCGUGACCUGGCCGAGAACGUGGUUACCAAGUUGUUUCAGUUCCAGUCGAACGCCUACGGCAAGAACCCGAUCAAGGCGGUCAGCAACAAGCGCUACUGCGUCGGUUUCAACGAGGUGCUCAAACAUUUGGAAACGCGCAAAAUCAAGCUGGUGCUGAUCGCACCGGAUCUGGAGCCUAAUGACAGUAUUGACCAGUUGGUGGAGCGCGUCAAGGUUGUUUGCCGUCAGGCCCGGGUGCCCUACGUGUUCGCCAUCAAACGGCGCAAGCUGGGUUUCCACCUGAUGAAGAAAGUCCCGGUAAGUUGUUUGGGCAUCAUUAGCUACGAUGGCGUGGACAAUCCGGUUAAACGGAUGCUGGAAAUUGUCGAACAGGAACGCGUAAGCUAUCGGAAUGUAUCCGGCGGUAAAUAGUGUCCGGUGCGGAUGUCGCAAAAUACUCUAAUAAUUCCAUGAUAAUCGUUUGAAAGUAAGUAAUCGAUGAGCUUGGUAAAAAUGAUUGGUUACCCACUAACUCGAUUGCAAUAAUAAACAUAUGCGACAUCCUUCAGAGUCAGUCCCCGGCCAUUCGCGCAAAAUUCUCAAAUGCCAAACAAUGAUACUCAUUAAUCAUACUUCCACUUCAUCAUUCCACUAUAAGAAGUGUUGUCUACCAUACCCUACUAGUAAGUCCCCCCCUCUCUAGUCAUAAUUAUUAAAGUGUGUGUGCAAUAAACGUGUGACAUUCCCCGGCAACCUCCUAGAUGCGCAAUAUCCAGAGCCCAUUGCUCCAUCAAUAAGAUUCGAAUGCCCUUCCAUUUGGCUCUGCUGUGAAUGAUUGUCGGAAGCUGGCAUUUGGAAGAGCAGGACAUGUGGCAAGAUAUUCAUUUUAGAUGUUGUAUCCGUUGGUACAAAAAAGCAAGUUGGGGUUGAUGAAGAAACCAUAAAGGUGAAAAGGCAUACCAAAUAAACAAUAUCAUAUAGUGUCAA
This is a messenger RNA of Aedes albopictus (Asian tiger mosquito), 2036 nucleotides long. RefSeq names its product selenocysteine insertion sequence-binding protein 2 (gene Sbp2). Gene Ontology annotation, cellular component: ribonucleoprotein complex. The record is from RefSeq and is a predicted model, not a curated record. The transcript is spliced from 2 exons. Gene Ontology annotation, molecular function: mRNA 3'-UTR binding; ribonucleoprotein complex binding; selenocysteine insertion sequence binding. Bases 213 to 1481 code for a protein of 422 amino acids. Gene Ontology annotation, biological process: selenocysteine incorporation. Lineage: Eukaryota; Metazoa; Arthropoda; Insecta; Diptera; Culicidae.